AUGCCAAAAAGAACUUUUAAAAUAAUCAUAUUUGGAAAUUGUACAAAGAAAGUGAUUAAAGUAAAAUGCAAUAGUUACAGUUCAAACUUUAACCACGUGUCUAAUCAAAAGAAUAAUGAAUCUUUUGAAAAUAGCAAGACAAAUUGUAAAGAAGUAGACGUUCCCAUUGUAGGCAUAGAAAUUACUAAAGAUAUAUUAGUUAAAGA
Racocetra persica is the source of this 206-nucleotide messenger RNA. The record is from the annotation of a GenBank genome assembly. Lineage: Eukaryota; Fungi; Glomeromycota; Glomeromycetes; Diversisporales; Gigasporaceae.